AUCUUAUUCUUGCCUGUGUAAAUUUAAGAACUUAAGAAAGUUAUGGAAUUGAAACUUUUAAAAGAAAAAACAUUCUGUAAGAACAACCCUGAAUUUCACUGAAUUAUGCAUAUUAAUGCAUUGACAACUGUAUACAUGGAACAGAUGAAGCUUUUAAUAUUGAGGAAUAUUAAAGGACUGUUUGCAUGAUAUUGUAAAUUACCAUCACUCUGCUUCGUACUGUUUGCACCUUAGCUGUGCAGGUCCGAAGGCAGUUGGCUGGCAAUCCUGCAUGACAAAGUUAGCCAGAGCAGCAUACUCUUUUUUAGGACAUCAGUUAAAAAGCACCGAAAAAUCAUACCAAUCAGUGUUUAAAGAUAAGGUGAGAUUCUUAAACCCUCAUGCCUGCCAAAUCCAAAGUGUUGUUACAAGGAACUUCCUUUUUUCUUACCAAAUUUUAAUUGUUUAUCUCCAGUCCUUUUGCUCUUCAAGCUUUUUUGUUACAAUAGGUCAAAAUGUACUGAAUGGAUUUUGUUUCAAAUUAAUAAUAAUAAAAAAGUUUCCCUUUGGGUGGAGACCAGGCCUGUAAAAUUUCAGUCCAGAAGCUUGAAUGUUUUCAGAAUGUUGAGUGAAUGAAAAGAGGGCUAAAGGAAACAUGUAGAUCACCUUAAAUACCACUGUUCAGAGAGCUCCAGCUAUACAACGCACUGCUACUUUAAAUGAUGAUGUGCAGUGUCUCUGGUAGGCAGAUCAUAGAGGGUCUGAAAAACUAAUGCAUUUACAAUAAGUGGUAUCCAGCAAGUUCAGUUCAUCUAAGGGAAAAUGCAGGUGUAGCUCAGGGACUACUGAGCUUCUAAAUCUCUACAGCUUUGUUACUACAAGUUGUAAAUGCUAUCCAGGAUAACAGUACCUAGAAGUUAUCUUUCCCUUUUUUACAAGACUAGUUGGAGUUUGUCUAGAAAAGUGUAGAUGCUCAUGGGAAUAAAAUCAGUUAAGAUUAAAGGAAAAUUACGCGAUUCAGCCUAUGUCAUUUUACUGUCAAGGCUGUUACUGUUGAACAUAAACACUUCCAAAAGCUUUCAGAAAGCUCAGAGCCAGAUUGGUCAACAGGGCAUUGAGCAUGGAUACAGCUAGGGUCUGUGUUUGCAAGCCGUAGAAUUCUGUUGGACUAGUGAGCAGGACUGAUUCAGCAGUGUUUCACAACACCUUCCCAAUCAUGAUGACUUUAUUCAGAUUACAUUCCCAUAAGAACCACAUUGACCAUUUACAAGAUCUGCUGUUUAGUUUGCAGACUUUAGAGGGCAAAGUCUGACCUGAACUAGUAGAUAUUUACCUGCAUUUUUGCAGUUAGAAUCAAUAACAGUUUUACAUAUUAUCGCCCAUGCACUGAUUGGAGAAUGUAAAAUGUAUUUACUCCAUUUAAAUAACAUUUUGAUAGUUAAGAUUGUUUUUUUUUAAUCACAAAUGAAAACAUUUUACAAAGUAACCUGAGUUACUGAUAGAGCUGAUGAUUCCAAUCCACAGGUAAUAUUUUGAAUGAAAAGAUAUUUUUGUAACUCUUCAUAUAACUGCAUCUAGCUUAUGGCUUAGAUCUUGCCAACAAAGCUACACAUAAAGUUAACCACUAUUCAGACAAAUUAACCUCUCCCUUUAGUGAUCAUAAUGGUGGUAAUAAAAGCUAGUUGAUGUUACUCAAAGUUCAAAAUUUUGACACAUUUCCAUCUAAAUUUAAAAGGGGAAAAAAAUUAAAAUGUCUUGAAAGAUGACAUCUCAUUUUUGACCAGCUCUGGUAAUUUAAGUUUUAUUAUUUAUUUCUGUUACCAUAGCCUCUUGAAGCCAAAGUCAUGGACCAGGACCCGUUGGCUAGGCAUUGUACAAACAAUUAUACAUAAGGAUAAAACUGAUUUGGUGUUUAUGGUACAUGCCAGAUGAUUACUUAAAACUUCUGCAUAAAAAUCUCUUAUAAAGCAUUACUCAUUUCACAAAUUAAAAAAAAAAUAGAAGCAAGUCAGAAAAAGUGACUGCCUGCAACUUCCAGUAAAUGAUGGACAUUUCAUCAUAUCAGGCAUUGGUUAAGUAAUUGAUCCUUGGAUCUACAGAGAGACAAUACAGACAUUGACCAAUUGAAAGCAGGAAGCCUCAAGAAGAAAUAAGGGAAUUUACUGCAGUAGAUUCCCAACAGAAGCAAUGUUUGUUUGCAUUCAACAAGCAAAUGAUGGCUAAAUUCAAAUUGGGCAAUGUUUCUGUAAAUUAUUUCCUAUUUGCUCUUUGAGAUAAGGCUUCCUAUAAAUAAAGUACCAUUUUUCUUGUGAGAAUCCAUCAGAAAGAACUCAAUUUUUCAGGGGCUUUGCAAUAUAGCACCGCCUAAAUAAGUGAACUAUGAAGUUCUACAACUGCAUGUUGUUAUUGUCCCUGGUACUCUGUGUCAGUGCCCAGAACUGGUUCACUGAUGCUGGAGCAUUCAUAAGGGAUGCUUAUCGAGGCGCUGAGGAUAUGUGGCGUGCAUACAGUGACAUGCGGGAAGCGAAUUAUAAAAAUGCAGAUAAAUAUUUCCAUGCUCGUGGGAAUUAUGACGCUGCCCAAAGAGGGCCUGGCGGUAAAUGGGCAGCAGAAGUUAUUAGUGAUGCUAGGGAAGAUUGGCAGGGUGACAUUAGUGGCAGAGGAGCAGAAGACACACGUCAGGACCAGGAGGCAAAUGCAUGGGGCCGAGGUGGAGGAGACCCAAACCGCUACAGACCAGAGGGCCUUCCCUCUAAAUACUAAUGCAGUCUGUAAUACUUUACAAUUGUUCAGUUUUUCUACCAGCUGUGCAAAACCACAAUAAAUACAAUCUUAAAUUUC
Messenger RNA from Gopherus evgoodei (Goodes thornscrub tortoise), 2820 nucleotides. RefSeq names its product serum amyloid A-5 protein-like. Gene Ontology annotation, cellular component: extracellular region. NCBI's taxonomy places the organism in Eukaryota, Metazoa, Chordata, Testudines, Testudinidae. The record is from RefSeq and is a predicted model, not a curated record. The transcript has 4 exons. Bases 2359 to 2742 code for a protein of 127 amino acids.